Molecule: messenger RNA, 1260 nt
Organism: Gastrolobium bilobum
Lineage: Eukaryota; Viridiplantae; Streptophyta; Magnoliopsida; Fabales; Fabaceae
Exons: 4
Coding region: 132-971 (279 amino acids)
Biological process (GO): regulation of flower development
Cellular component (GO): nucleus
Molecular function (GO): protein binding
Source: RefSeq, a predicted model, not a curated record
UCAAAGCUCCUUAGCACCCAUUUCUUCUCUUUCUCUCUCUAGCAUUUUACUGCUAUUUGUACUGUUAUCUGUGUGUGUGUGUGUGCUUCUCUUGCUCUGUUUCGUGUGGAAAAGAUUUCUGUGUUGGAGAAAUGUAUGCAGAGACUGGUCUUCUCUUCCCUUAUUCGCACAGCUUCUCUCAAGAGCUUCAUCAACUUGAAGAGUACUGCGAAACCCAGAAGUUCAAUGUUUCAAUGAGUGACCUUGUUCAGUCUUCUGCCAUGUCAGAGUAUGAUUUGGCAGCAGAGGGAGAUUUGUUCAAAGCACCUGAACCUAUUAUUGAAGAGCCAGUCGUGGACGUGGAUCCCAUGACAGCAGCCAUCUCGAUGAUAUCUUGUGGGGAAGAUGUCUCAUCACAGGGACUAAAAUCCACAGAUAUUGAUAUUCUUCAAAAUGAACAGCUUCUGAGCGAGGUAUUCUAUGAGUGCAAAAAGGAUCUCUUAGAAAAGGCGGCAAUAGAGUCACCACUCUCUGAGAUUCUGGAUAUCAAGGUUCCUGUUCUGAACAUAGAUGAGAACUCAAUUCAAGAAAACAAGCCACUUCCUGACAUGCCAAAGAGCAUCAGUUCGGGAAGUUUAAGCUCAAUGGACUGGAUGCAUGGAGCUGCAAUGAAUCCUGCUUUCCUUGAUAUCCCGGGAAUAGAUUUCAAUGCAGUUUAUGGCAUGCGUAGAUCAUUUAGUGAAGGAGAUAUAAAGACUCUUGGUAAUGGUAACAUGAACAUUGUCCAAUCUCCCCAUGAGAGGCCCUUUCCUAUCUGCAACUGCACCAGUGAAGAACGCCAAGAAAAGCUCUCCAGAUACAGGAAUAAGAAGACAAAGAGGAAUUUUGGGAGGAAAAUCAAGUAUGCUUGCAGGAAGGCUCUUGCUGACAGUCAACCAAGAAUCCGUGGAAGAUUUGCAAAGACUGAAGAAUCUGAUGCUAAGAGGCAAUGACUCUUAACUGAUUUAAUGGGAAGAAAGUAGGAAUCAUGUUGCCAUAUCUGAGAUUCAAGCUCAGCAGUAAUGUGUGCUUGGAAUUUAUGUAAUUGGUGGAGUUAUUUGAGUUCAACAGAUAUUGGCAAAAUAUAAACCAGACCUCAAACUCCUCAGGGUAGAGUUCAUCUCUUAUCUUUCUGUAUUAACCUUCUCUGUUGUGGCAAAUAACCUUUCUAUAUGUGUAAAUAGGUUGGUUGAAUAAAAGAAGGAAAAAGAGAUGGCUGUACCGUGUUCAUAUCUAUGAUGA